Molecule: messenger RNA, 537 nt
Organism: Symbiodinium pilosum
Lineage: Eukaryota; Dinophyceae; Suessiales; Symbiodiniaceae
Source: the annotation of a GenBank genome assembly
GCCCGGCCGGCGGGCGCUCCACGCAGGUGUGAGCCGGGCUGUUAUGAAGGCAGCAUCAAGGAGCUCUUCGAGCUGUCCGAGGCUGCGCCAACGGCUUCUGAGUCCCGCGCAUCCUUGGAGGCCCGUGUUUGGCAGGCGACCCGUCGGCAGGCGGCACGGAUCAAGGUAAGGCCUGCCUGGCAGCCCAACGAGGUGCCGUUGGCCAGACGGCGGCAGCAGGAGCGCGAAUGGAAGCGGCUGUUAGCAAAGAAGCCGUCUGAUGGCCAUGCGGUCGCCAGCACUUGCAGCGCUACGCGCUCCAGCCGUGCCAGUGCCGUCUCAUCGAUUCCAGCGGGCAUUCCAACCAAUGCCUUUGACAAGCAGUCGCAGCGAAGCGGAUGCUUUCUUUGGCGUUCGCAGGCUGUGCCCGCUUUUUACGAAAAGGAGGAGCUGCCGCGAGGCGAUGCCCUCCAGGUGCCAGAGAAGGCAGCAAUCUGCAAUCCGAUUGCUCAGCUGCCUGCAGCACUCAACGUGCCCGACGAUGCCACCGCGGAAUGA